CAUACUAAACAGCUGAGGCGAAUUGUUUUAUUUACCAAUUUCUAAUAUUUUUUGUAAUAAAGAUGUCACUCGUCGCUUAUGCUGCCAGUUCUGACGAAGACUCCGAGAACGAGGAGGAGGAAGAGAGCUCAAGGCUACAGGUGGAGGUGAUUAGGCCCCAGGACAAGCCCAGCACAGGACAAUCAGUCAAUGGUCACAUCAGCGACGAGGAUGACGAUUUUAUGCCCCAAGAAGUGUCCUUGCAGGAGUUGAAGCCCACCGGUAGACUUACUCUAGCCUUGCCCAAGCCUAAGGCAGCUGCAUUAUCUAAGGAGGAGACAAGAGGCGAAGAUGUGGAGGAGCUGAUGGCCCCCGCCUUUGCCAAACUACCAAUGCCACGCACAACAGCCGCCGCCGCCAAGGCAAUCAUAGAAGAAAAGGAUGAUGAGUUCCUACACAAAAAAGCGCUGCCUGUUCAAAUAGAGAAACCACCACCACCGCCGGUUAAGGGACGCGUCAAGAUCAGCAUACCAUCGCUGAGAGACUUUUCCGAUGUCGACCAGGAGAAAGCGGACAAGGCCAAGAACAAGGUGGACAAGCCCAUUGCGCCCAAGGGAUCCGGAUUGCUGAGUAUGCUCCCCCAAGCCAAGUCAGAGCGGAAUUUCGCCAAGACAUCCUCAUCGGAAGCAGCUGUUGGCAACCCAAGAAUAAGCACCACGCCUGCUCCAAAACCUGAAUCAAGUAAUCCAGCAAGAACCCAGCCCGCUUUUGUACCCGAUACAGUGAAGCAGCGGCGAGCAGCACACAACACUGAAGGAGUGGAUGGCCUUAAGGCUUCUGGCCACAAGAAGGUUACCGAAGGAAAGGAUAGCUCUAAGACCACCCAAUCCAAGCCUGCGGCCAAGCUAGUGGAAGCCAGCGACAGUGAGGAGGAUGAAGAUGAAGGCACUUCUGGUGACUUCUUCUCCCUCAACGCCGAACACAAGCUGCCAGAGGUAAGCAGCAAUGAGAUCAGCGCGUUGGUGGCCAAACGUGCAGCCAAAAUGGUGGAGGCCAGCAGCAAAUACCUCGAGGAAAUCGCAGAAAGGGAAGCGGCCGUAGCAGAGGCCGCUCGCCUCGAGGAGGAGCAAGUGCAGCAGGCACAAAAACGUUACCACGAGCAACAACUAAACGCCGAGGCCAUGGACGCACUGGUAGGCAAAAAUGCCAAACGGCGCCGAAAGGAGGCCAAGGAAAUGCAGGUGAUCGACAUCUCUGGAUCGCAGGUCCUGCCCGAUCGGGAAGAAUGGAUGCGAUCGGCUCUGGCUUCGUCCACGACCUUCCAGCCCACCGGAGUGUUGACGGACGAGGAGCCGGUAGCUGGCACGAGGCGCAAGCACCAGAUCACCUACCUGGCACACAAGGCCAAGGCCAACGAGGCUGAGCUGCAGGCCAUGUGGUCGGCCAACAGGCAGACACGACGAGCAACUCAGAGCAAAUAUGGCUUCUGAAUUUCCAUUUUCAUUUUAUUUACGCCUCUUAACCCUACAAUAUACACCUAAUCCUAA
Messenger RNA from Drosophila serrata, 1526 nucleotides. RefSeq lists its product as uncharacterized. Lineage: Eukaryota; Metazoa; Arthropoda; Insecta; Diptera; Drosophilidae. The record is from RefSeq and is a predicted model, not a curated record. Gene Ontology annotation, cellular component: nucleus.